AUGUCAGAUGUUGGGCAAGUUACUUCACGAGACGGUGAACGAGAAUACAUGUUAGAAACAGCUGCAAACGAAAUCUAUGGUGCUAUGGAUUCAGAUAUAGAAGAUGAAGAUCUUGAUGAAGAUGCUUUAUGGUUUAGAGAAGAACUUGAUAAACACAAGUCACUUCCUUUGUUCCUGAGGCCGUCUGUUUUAAUGGCAUGUAUUUUAUUCUUUUUAUCUACUAUUGCUUUACUGAUUGGUACUCCUCCACUUCAAGUUGUAUUAUAUAAGCUUUCAUGUAAUACAGUUGCUAUUAAUGGUGCUUGUGAUCCAGUUGCUGCUCAAGUAUUAUUUUCCACUUUUACUCAAUAUGAUAUGAUCUUAACUUCAAUUCUCCCUAUUGCUGCAUCUGCCAAAGUUGGUGAAUUAUCAGAUAAAUACGGUAGAAAGCCAUUUGUGGCCUUAAUUAUCCUGGCUUUUUUUGUUAAUAAAUUUGUCAACUAUUUCUUAUUGACAAGAUCUACAAUAUUACCCUUCAAGCGUCUUUUAUUUGUGAAUUUCAUUUGUACUGUGUUUGGAAGUGGACCGACUAUUAUUGCAUUACUCAGCUCAUACAUUACUGAUGUUGUUGAAGCACAUCAAAGAAUUUUUGCCAUUGGUUUAUGUACUGCUAGUUAUAUGGUAGGUCAAUCACUUGGUCCUAUUCUUUCCAACUUACUCGUUUCCUUUGCCAAUACAGAAAGCUCCCCAAUUGGUAUAAACUCAGUUCAUGCUACUAUUGAAAUUUCCAAGAAACAAUUAAUUCCAUUACGAAUUGAAGUUAUCGUUUUCUUGGUUCUUGCUAUAUAUAGCAUUUUUAUUUUCCCUGAAUCAAGGGGAGAAAAGGCACAAUCUAGAUCACGUACCAGUUCAGUGGUGUCCCAACUAGAUCCGUCUUUAUCGAGUAAUGCAUUCGAACAACUCAGAGCUUUAGAACAACCUUCAUUAUACAUUAGAAUCAUUCGUAUAUUGAAUGUCUUUAAACCAUUGAUGUUGUUAACGUAUCCAUCUUCCAUUGUACCCCCUAAUCAAAAGCAUAAAGAAAAGAGAAAUAGAUUUGUGGUUAUAUCUUUAAUUCUGAUAACUACUCUUUAUCUUACUUCUCACGUAACUUUAGCUCAAAUGGUUAUGCAAUAUAGUAUGAUAAAAUUCAACUUUGAAUCAGAAGAACUUGGGUACUUGUUAACAAUAUCAAGUUCAGUUGCUUCUUUCAUGCUUAUUAUUGGUUCACCAAUUAUUUCUAAUACAAUAUUACAAAAAGGGUUUGGAUUAAAGGUCAUGAAACGUCAAUUCGAUAUGAUUGAUUUUUGUAUAGUUGCAGGAGGAAGAUGUAUUGACAUUAUUGCCUUCCUGUUCAUGAUAUUAUCUGUUAAUAGUGGUCAAUUCUAUUUAUCAAAUGCAAUCUAUGGACUUGGUGCUCCUGCUAGUCCAGCUAUUUCAUCAGCGUUACUUAAAUUCUACCCAGCUUCUAAAACUGGUGAAUUCUUUGGAGCAAUUUCAUUAAUGCAAAGUUUACUUAGUCUUUUAAUAUCUACUGGAAUGAUGGAAAUAUUUAAAUUUGGUAUUGCUCAUAGAAUUCCACAGAUCAUUUUCAUGCUCUAUCUUAUUAUAAGUUUAGUUUAUCUUAUCAUUUUGGUUAUAUCAAAGGUCAUUUUAAGAUUAGAUUCUAAGUCAACUGAUGAAACUUUGAUUAGAAGUAAUUCUUCAAUUUCAUUAGCUAGUUCAAGCGUUACAUUGUCUUAG
Molecule: messenger RNA, 1761 nt
Organism: Scheffersomyces coipomensis
Lineage: Eukaryota; Fungi; Ascomycota; Pichiomycetes; Serinales; Debaryomycetaceae
Exons: 1
Coding region: 1-1761 (586 amino acids)
Biological process (GO): transmembrane transport
Cellular component (GO): membrane
Molecular function (GO): transmembrane transporter activity
Source: RefSeq, a predicted model, not a curated record